CAGUUUGCGGUGUAACGGCCUGCAAGCUUUGCGGCCUGCGGCGGCCAUACGCGGCCUCCAUCAACGUUAGAACUCCGUGGACCUGCUGACCUGUAUGCGCGUUGAUUGACUUCACUUGCGAUUUCUAACUUCGGUGUGCUUAAAUGUGUGGCGGUAAGAAAGUUUGGAAAAAGAUAGUGAAUCUUUACUUUUCAUGAGGGUCUUGACAUGCUUUCCGAAGGAAACUGUCCCGGCCCCUUUUUAGCACGUCAUCGAAUAGCGACCUUACCUCGGUGAUGGAGAAGUUGUUCAAAGGCGGGCCACUUGUCAAAGCAUACUCGAAAGCUUUCAAUACCUGGGAAUCGAGGGCCUUGAGAAUGCGGAGGCACUCCAACAGACGGCCACCGGAAGCUGAUGAGAUGCUGGUACCGUUUCGAGAUAUCGAUUAUGUUCUUGUGUACGAAAAAGACUAUGAGAUUCAGUUUAUCAAUGGAGGAUACGUGUCGACGGAGCCGGGCGAGCAGUCAGAAGAUUGCGAGCUUUCUCUGGAGCAACAUCGACGAUCGGUAUUUGAGGCGCCUCUUACCAAACAACGAAGGCAUCGCCGGUUAUUUGAGUUGGCAAUGAAGCAGGAAGGUCUGGGGUUUGAGGAAGAAGUCGUCGGCGAUUAUGUGUUUAUUAAAGUGCAUACGCCUUUUGAUAGAUUAUGCCAGGAAGCCGAAAACGUUCGCUUGGAUUUGCCACUAGAUGGGAUUUCGUUGGAUGACGAACCUGAUCUGGAGGACCCAGAUCAAACGGUCGACCCUCAGCAGUGGCUCCAGGAUAAGAUGGCCAAGCUCCUCGAUCUCGGACAAAGAACGAGAAACAUCAGUGCACCGUUCCAGAUAAAAUGCAAAGACUGGUUCAUUGGACCUCGUGAUCGAGAGACCUUCUUCAACAGCGCCAUCAGAGGAUUACUUACCCACUAUAUCCUUAGUAACAUCGACAUUUCUCUGCUAGAAGAAAGGAGCCAAAGCAAAUCAUUUCACACAAAAAAGGGGCUGCCGUACCUUUUGCUACAACGUGUGUACAUCGAUGCGUUCAUUUUGCACGACGCUUCAGUAUUUGAACCUUCCCCCGUCGUUCCGUUCCGGUUAUCAGCCUCUGUGAAGAAGAAGGAACUGCACAAUACUGGUUCUUCAACGUCGAGGCAGCAGGUUACCAAGGUGACGCCAGACACCCGCGUAAUACUCGAUCGAGAAUGGAGACAGCUGCUCAGAGGACAGCCACUAGACGCUAUUCGGGACUACUUAGGAGAAAAGAUUUCAUUCUAUUUCGCUUGGGUCGGAACCCUGAUAGCGUCGCUCGUCAUUCCGGCCGUAAUUGGAUUCUGUGUAUUCUUUUACGGGGUCGUACAAAAAGUUCAACAGGACAGUAACUUCGAUCCAAGUCGAAUUAACGAUACUAAGCUGGCGCGAGCCUAUAACGCUACAAUGAGUUCUUCGGUAUUUGUCUAUUUUGUGGACACGAUAAAAGUUGCGGGAGAUACUGAGCUUACUCCGUUUUGGGCAUUCAGUAUUUGUUUAUGGAGUACAAUUUUUUUAGAAAUAUGGAAACGUCGCCAAUCUCUGCUUGCGCUCCGUUGGAAUGUUGACCAUUUUUCAUCAGAGGAGCCAGACCGACCCCAGUUUUAUGGGACAAUCUCAGAGACUGAUCUUCUAACGGGUGAAGUGCGGUGGAAUUAUCCACUCAAGCAGAGAGCCCUCAAGUAUGUUGUAUCAUUCGCCUUUUUCACCCUCAUGACAUGUGUAGUCAUAACAUCAGUGCUUUUUGUCACAUUGUACCAAGUGUACAUGGCAAAUGUAUACUGUGGAGGCGCCAACAAAACAGAGAAUCCACAAGCUUUUAGCGCUAACUGCGAGGCUCUCCAUUCAUCAGUUGUUGGACCUAGCUUGAACACGGUGUCGAUUAUUAUUCUCGGAAAAUGCUACGCGUACGUGGCUGAGAAGCUCACCGACUGGGAAAACCACCGAACGCAAAGUCAAUACAACGACGCGCUCAUCAUCAAGUUGUUCGCGUUCCAGUUCACAAACGCAUAUGCAUCUCUAUUUUACACUGCCUUCUUCCGUGACGAGCAACAGGACAUCAAGGGGAAUGGUUCACUGUUUAAUCUAGGUGAUGAUUUUAAGGAUUCGUGUGGAACAGAUAAGGAUACUUGUAUGUCACUGUUAUCUCUACAACUCCUCGUACUCAUGAUAGUCAAGCCAUUGCCUAAGUUUUUCUACGAUAUGGUUUGGCCGUUCCUAAAGCAGAUUUUCCGAGAGCACGGGCUUAUGAAAAAAGUGACCGACGUAGAGGGGAGUGAAACAGAUCAGCAUUACCUCGUCAAAGAGCUAUAUAAGCAGGAGGACGCUGAAUUUCGUCGUGAUGAAUUUGCCGAGAAAAUCAUACAAUACGGUUACCUUGUGCUAUUCGCGUGCUCGUUUCCAUUAGCCCCUUUGCUUGCUCUCGGUUACAACAUAUUCGAUUUACGGAUUGACUCCAAUCGCCUGCUAUGGAUUAAUCGCAGGCCCGUACCAUUUCGAGAUGACGACAUCGGAAUCUGGCUGCAUUUGUUCAAUUUUAUCAACUAUUUUGGAGUUGUCACCAACGCGUUCUUGAUUGCCUUCACGUCACAAUUUGGAUCGGAAUACCUUAGAUCAAAGUUAACGAAAUUUAUGUUUAUCGUCGGCUUUGAGCACUUAGUGUUUGUUGUCAAGUAUUUAUUGACGCUGCUCAUACCUGAUAUACCGGAGGCAGUGAGGAACGCAAAAACUCGGGAGCGACAGUUACUUACCUACAUGAUGAGUCGAGUAGCUACCCUGACCGCAGACCGUCGACCCCCAACAAAUGCCUCAGAAAACUACCGUGAUCGAAUUCUCUCCCGAGCAUCGAGACAUUCUGUUACACCUAUGGAUAUUCAGGCGGUACAGUUAGCAGCUAACAAGAAGCCUCUGAACAUAGGCGGCCUAGCGAGUGUCGCUCAGCAGCAGCAACUAACCCAAGGAAAUGGCACCAAUCCCAACCCAAAUAACAACAAUAAUAGUAACACAACGAAUAAUAAGAAUACCAAUAGCACCCUUCGAUCGAACAGUGCCAGUGUCAAUAGCAACAUUAAUGGAACUAGUGGAAUGGAUAAAAAAGACUGUAGGUUGAUGCCUAUACCGGACGACUGACGGUCAGGUGCAUCAAGCAAGAUCACUCGAACAACAACUGAAACAACACCGCCUUUGACGGCUGAUAUCGCGAAUGCAGCGAAAAUGACGUCAAACGAAGUAAAGGAAGCCGACGGUACCAAAGUUCUGUCUGCAACAAUACCAGCAACACUUGAUGCAGAAAAUCUGUCAAAGUCGGCUACCGCCUCACAUCUGUCGCCGCUUGCAAGUCGUGGUGUUGCCUAUCGUGUCUUUCUCCAUCUCGCCUGGAUACCAGAAGUGUCGGUCGUCUUCAUGAAAUCCACUCGAGCUCAUUCUCACCUCGAAUCGAGAGCCGCGGUCAUACCGCGGCAGCGUAGGCCUCGGCCUAUCGCAGCUUCACAUGCGAGUACAUCCCGGCACGACGACAAGUCCUCGUUGUCCAGCGAUAGACUUAUCAGUGGAACUGUCCUGCUGAUAAACCCUAGAAGGGACGCGAUGGGUUCUAAUCAGCCAUCGACAUCGACAAGUUCAUUAGUUUCCAUCAUCAGUUUCAUACGAUCCAUAAUCAAGAUCACACCCAUUGAUCUUGAUGUCCUUCAAUAAUCACUGAGGUGAAAAUUUCCGAUUAUACUCAAUAUUAAAGUUUGUUGUUGUUAGGAUGUUUUGAGCUGUAGGCAUGAGUAAAACUAUUCAGAGAAGCUCGCUGACAAGCAAAAAUAUAGUUGCUUGUCAUUCUGUGUGUCAAGCUUGCAAAUCAAUUUGAACUAGUAUACAUAUGUACCUGAGUUUAUGUCAGACUGCCUAGAUUUCCAGAAAAAUUCAGAACCACUUUUAUAUAAUUAUUUGUCUCAACGCCUUAAUGACACGUCUAGUUUCAAACACGGAUUACGGACAAACGUAAGAUUACUUGCCGGAUUUCUAAAGGUCUAUCAAGAAGCUGAUUUUGUUCCAUUCUGUCUGACGGUAUGUUGCGCGAAUCCAGCGCCACCGUUAUCAGGCAUUACGUGACAUUUUGCUGCAUUUAUCAUUUGUGCUAAUACGCAUUUCAGAUAUUUGCUAAAUAGGUGGCGACCUUCAUGUGUCAGACGCUUAUUCACAAACACGUAUAGACAAAAAACGACAAACGCAUAUACAGAUAGAUAAUCGGAUUUAUGUUUUUGCGCCAUGAACUACUUCUAUUGUGUUUCUGAUUCGCUCUAACUACGCACACGACGUCUACUGUUAGUGUUAUCUCCUAAUGUAAAAGAUGAUGAGUUAUGGAAGUCCAGCUGAAAAUUCCGUAUUUAGCGAUAAUGCGAAGAUUUCCGAUUCUAGAAAGCCUGCAGCAGCUACAAAUCCCGGAUACGGUGGUGACCCUAGUUGCUGCCUGCUACGACCGACGUACUUACUACGCAUGGUUGAUCGCCACAGAACGAAGAAGCGCUAGGCUAUACAAAGAAUUUUUCAUAUUAACAAAAUAGUACGAUCAUGAGAUAUCAUAGCAUUAACGAACGCAUCGUCAUACAUUGCAAACGGUUAGUCCGACUACAGACAGAAAUCACGACGGUUACUUCGAGCAUUUCGUCUAUGUGAUAUAGUUGUGAAUUCAUGAUCGUUGCUAUGGUGUGAUAGUAUCACGACAAGAAUAAAUGGACUUAUAAUUCCAUUAUAUAUAUAUAUAUAUGUUCUGUCGAAGUUGUUCAGAGGUAUUCUUCUGAGUACUGGGAUUAUAUAGAUGUAUUAUGAUUGCAAGGUACUCUAUGGGGUGUCCUUUUCAGAUCAUCAACGAACAGUACUCCUUAUUAUAAUGAAAAAUAUGUAUAUAUAUACGGCAAACAAAUACUCGCACAACAUUAUGCAACAAUUUACUGAUUUGGUAAGCAAACUAAGCGUUCAGUUGGCCUUCUCUUGUAUCACAAGAAAUUAAACAAGUGGUGUCAAGGGACAGCCAAUUAAAUACUUACGUUUGCGAUCGCCAAAGAUAAGAGAAUUAAUAAGACUCUCUUACCCUUAGCGAGGUAAGGACAGAUCGUUUUUAAUCUGAAACUUUUGAAUUGAUCUCACUUUUGUUUGAAGCUUUGUUCAGACCGAUCAGAGUAGAGAUGUAUGUACGCACUUACGUUUAUCUUUCAGAUGUAAAGACAUAAGUCUUAUUUUUUCAUCUUACCGAUACAAAAUUUACCAAUAUGAUUUUCAAGUUGGUAAAGUACAAAGAAAAGACGCCUAUUUGGUUAAGGAGACGUCGAUAGCGCGAAAAUAUGAAUUUAAAAAAAUGCGCGUUACAAAACAAAUAUUCCGUCCAAUAAUUUUUGUUUGACCCUCAUCCACUGUCUGCACAACAUACGUUUCUAACCGAUGACAUAUUAAUAAUAUAAUAACUGGCUCAAGUUCAAAAGUGAGAAGUCCUACGCCGAAAGAAACUUUCCUUUAGGGGUCAAGAAAAGCGAACUUUCCGAGGCCUUAGCCACCUCUUCAAUAUGAAUAAACGAAUGUUAGAGUUCAUAUGAAACGGAACCUUGUUGAUAUUAUUAUUGUAACCCCAACGCUAACGUUUGAUACAAAUUUGUUUCUAGAGCGAAACA
Messenger RNA from Varroa destructor (honeybee mite), 5695 nucleotides. Its product is annotated as anoctamin-3-like. NCBI's taxonomy places the organism in Eukaryota, Metazoa, Arthropoda, Arachnida, Mesostigmata, Varroidae. Gene Ontology annotation, biological process: chloride transmembrane transport. Gene Ontology annotation, cellular component: plasma membrane. Gene Ontology annotation, molecular function: protein dimerization activity; chloride channel activity. The record is from RefSeq and is a predicted model, not a curated record.